Molecule: messenger RNA, 450 nt
Organism: Peniophora sp. CBMAI 1063
Lineage: Eukaryota; Fungi; Basidiomycota; Agaricomycetes; Russulales; Peniophoraceae
Source: the annotation of a GenBank genome assembly
AUGGGCGUAACGUCGUCUGGAACGUCACUCACCGACGGCGCCUCGCUCGCGCAGAACCUGAAGCGCAAGCGCGUCUCCUCGCCGCCGCCAGCAGACCCACCGCCUGCUAAAAAGCGCCGCCAGCCUCUUAACUACUUCAAGGAUGCGAAGCGCCGUUUCCUCCUGGCUUACGUGCCCAUGCGCCAGGACGCCAGACGCAUAGACUUCGAUACGGCGAGGGAGCUUGACAAGACCAUUCGAGACGCGUAUGCAGAGCGAUUCAGUGGAGAAGUGGCGCGUGCGGGGAGAAUGUCGGGCAUAGGGCAGCCAACGCAUGAGGAAUGUCGCUAUGCGCUCCUUAACCGCAUCAGUUCUUUCUUGACAGACUACAUGACGUGCACCAUUCAAGAUCUGGAGAAUGAGGACGUGUGGGCGUACCACUCGAGGGCGGAGGACGAAGAGGAGGUUUAG